AUGUCCCGACCGAGACGAUCUUCCAGGCUUGGUGGUGAGCCUCCAGGCGACACGGGGCCCGCGUUUGCGACAGCCGCAGUGAGGUCGAUGCCCGCAGGCGCGCCAAAGGCUCCUGGCAUUCCCUUCAAAAGUUCCAAACGGCGAAGAGGUCAAUCUAGUUGGCAACGAUACUCCAGCUACGCGAGUCAACACACAUGGUUGAUACCACUGACGCUUGUUUUCAUUGUCCUUCUCGGAUACUCCCUCGACCCGAGUCCAACCAACCCUCUCCACGCUGCCAUAUUUCUCUCUUAUCCACGGUCGAACACCGACCCGAAAGGGCCGACUAUGUAUGGGAAGGGAGCAAAAGACUUCGCAUUUGUCGCCUUCUACACAAUCGUCCUUUCAUUCAUGAGAGAAUUCUGCAUGCAGUGCCUCUUGAACCCACUGGGCCUAUACCUUGGUAUCACGAGCCGCCGUAAAAUGGCAAGGUUCAUGGAACAGAUGUAUACAGUGAUGUAUUUCAGCAUGUUAAUUCCAUUCGGGCUGUACGUAAUGUCGCGAUCACCCGUGUGGUAUUUCAACACCACUGCAAUGUUCGAAGACUUCCCUCACCUCGAACACGAGGGUCUGUUCAAGGCGUACUAUCUUAUCCAAGCGAGCUAUUGGUCGCAGCAAGCUCUUGUUCUGGUUCUCCAGCUGGAGAGACCAAGGACUGAUUACUAUGAAUUUGCCGCUCAUCAUGUCGUCACGCUGGCUUUGAUCUGGCUGAGCUAUCGCUUUCAUUUCACCUAUAUAGGACUUGCAGUGUACAUCACCCACGACAUCUCCGAUUUUGGCCUUGCAACAUCGAGAGUCCUGAAUUACUUGAAUUCGGUUUUGACCGAUGGAUACUAUGUUUUGUUCAUUCUCGUUUGGAUCUACACUCGUCACUACCUCAACUUGCAUAUUCUAUGGGCUGUGCUAACAGAGUUUGCAACUGUCGGCCCUUACGAACUCAACUGGGAGACUCAACAGUACAAAUGCUGGAUCAGCCAGAUCAUCACAUUCUCUCUGCUUGCAUUUCUGCAAAUCCUCAACCUAUUCUGGCUUUUCUUGAUUUUGAGAGUUCUCUGGAACUACGUCAUGACCAAAGACCUGGUGGACGAUACCAGUGAUGUUGAGGAUGAGAAGGCACAGGAUGAGGCUCGAGACAAACUUACGCCAUUGCCCGAACAGGACAAAAAGGAGAAACAAUGA
Exophiala aquamarina CBS 119918 is the source of this 1218-nucleotide messenger RNA. RefSeq lists its product as uncharacterized. The record is from RefSeq and is a predicted model, not a curated record. Lineage: Eukaryota; Fungi; Ascomycota; Eurotiomycetes; Chaetothyriales; Herpotrichiellaceae. Gene Ontology annotation, biological process: ceramide biosynthetic process. Gene Ontology annotation, molecular function: sphingosine N-acyltransferase activity. Gene Ontology annotation, cellular component: membrane. The transcript has 3 exons. The coding region runs from base 1 to 1218 and encodes 405 amino acids.